AACACGGGCUGUCCACGACAUCGUCGGCUUCGUUGUCUACAUUGAUGAUUUGGCUUUAGCUUGACAAUCAUUCUGCUUAUAAACGCGGAAGAUUAUGUAAGUUCUAGGACCGCAGGCUCUCGUCGAUGAUCCCGGAGGCUGAUCGAUGGAUCUGCCUCGUCUGGCAACUCAACUCCCUGGUGGCAGGCUGGAGCAAGUAUAAGAAGACGGCUUUAGCAUUCGUCAUGACCAAAAUAUGUAAAGCAUCAACAGUCUUACAGCUUCACAAUCGUACAGCUACAUCAUUGUCUUCCUCUUUCUUUCAACUAACACUGUCUCCCUCCUCAACCACCCACCAACCCCCAAAUCCAAAAUGCGUGUCGCCGUCGCUGGUUCGGGUGCCGUAACCCGCUACUUCGCAGAAGAACUCCCUGCAAUAGGCAUCGACCUCGUCAUCCUUACCCGCUCCAUCAAGCCCGAGAUCGAGAACAUCCAGGGCGUCCGGCAGUUCGUGACGGACUACUCUGUCGCCUCGAUCCUCGAGGGCAUCGAAGGCUCUGUCGCCCUGGUGUCCAAUAUCCUCGACUACUCCCCGGCCUUUAUCGACGUCCACGCGCGCCUCAUCGAGGCCGCGAGAAGUAGCAAGACAUGCAAGCGCUUCAUCCCUGCCGAGUACGGCGGUAACCUGGAGGAGUUCCCCGACCAGCCGGGCUUCUACGCCCGUCGGCAGGGGGUUGUCCGGAAGAUGCUGGAGGAGCAGACGGGGCUGGAGUGGACGCUGCUUUCGACUGGGUGGUUCAUUGACUAUGUCGUCCCGCGUCAGGACCGCUACCUCAAAGACGGCGGGGACGCCAUUCCCGUCAACGUUACGGGUGAAAGCAUGCUGAUCCCUGGAACCGGCAACGAGCCCUUGGAUAUGACUGCCGUCCGGGACGUGGUUCGUGCGGUGGGAAAGCUCCUCUUUGCGCAGAGCUGGGAGCGGUCCACGUAUGUUUCGGGAGGCAAGGCGACCUGGAACGAUGUGGUGCCGUUGAUGAAGGAGAAGUAUCCGCAGAUGAGUGUGAAGUAUCGCAGCCUGGCUGAGUACAUUGAGGAUAUCGUUGCCAACCCGGAUCCGAAUGGCGAGGAGCGGAUUAUUGCGGAGUACGGCAUCUUCUCGGCCAGUCAUGCUGGGGACCUGCCUGUUGAUAAGGUUGCCGCUCAUCGCGAGAAGUAUUUUUCUGGUAUCAAGUUCAGGGGGCCAAGCGAGUUGCUGGCUGAGGUCGAGAAGGAUCCUGAGGUUGUUGUUUAGGGGUUUACCUAUCAAGUGUUUCUCAGAGACAAAUGAAAGAUGUAGAUGGCCUCAAUAGAGAAUCGCCUCAAUACAGUAUCACGUCAAGCUCUGGCAUCUGUGAAAGAACUCGCGUCCAAGGCUCUGGUGCCAAACCGGGGACGGCCAAGUCGCGGCGUUUCCAGAUCUCCUCGACCGCGAGUGACAACGUAUCCCAGGUG
Colletotrichum phormii is the source of this 1470-nucleotide messenger RNA. RefSeq lists its product as uncharacterized. Lineage: Eukaryota; Fungi; Ascomycota; Sordariomycetes; Glomerellales; Glomerellaceae. The record is from RefSeq and is a predicted model, not a curated record. The transcript has a single exon. The coding region runs from base 353 to 1270 and encodes 305 amino acids.